Python bivittatus (Burmese python) is the source of this 687-nucleotide messenger RNA. It is a transcript of the gene SYCE2, whose product is annotated as synaptonemal complex central element protein 2. Gene Ontology annotation, biological process: synaptonemal complex assembly. The record is from RefSeq and is a predicted model, not a curated record. Gene Ontology annotation, cellular component: central element. NCBI's taxonomy places the organism in Eukaryota, Metazoa, Chordata, Lepidosauria, Squamata, Pythonidae.
UCUCCCUCAUCCUUACAGGCUGUUAUGUCUGUUCAAGAAUUUCAGUUCCAAGAGCCAGAGCCGGAACAAGAUAAAUUAAACAGUCCAUUCUUCACUAAUUCAGAAAGAAAUGAAUUAAAUGAUAAUCCAUCAAGGAAAAAUUCUCCCAAAACACCUCUACCCAAUGCAAAUAUAAGUGGAGGAAGGCCAGAUAGCAAAGCCUCAAAUUAUUUUAUAGCCCUUGAUGCAACUAUUGAAAAUCUUCAGGAAAGAACACAGCAUCUAAUUGACAAGAUUAAUGAAAACAGGAAGAAAGACCAUGUACUCAUGAACAGCUUCAGAGAAAGUCUUCUGUUGAAGGUUUCAAGCUUGGCAGAGAAAUUGGAGGAAAGUGUAUUUCCUGUUUAUGAUCAUAAUAACAAGCUUAUUCAGGAUAAGCUGCAAGAGCUUUCUGAGAUCAUGGAGAGGAUCAGACAGAUUGAAACUGAACUCAGGCAGGUCUGUCAUACUGUGGAGAUGAUGUAUAAAGACCUGUGUGGUCAGUCUGAACUGUGAUUACAUGGGAAAAAAUAAAAUAAGGGAGGGGGAAAGAAUACGAUAAAAAAGAAAAAAAAAUCUGUGUGUCAGUAAGUAGUAAACUAAAGCCUUUGAAUUGCAAAAUGGCACCCAAAUCUAUUCUAUUCGUAUGUAAGUUUAUUUUCAAGCACU